Linderina pennispora is the source of this 693-nucleotide messenger RNA. RefSeq lists its product as uncharacterized. The record is from RefSeq and is a predicted model, not a curated record. Bases 129 to 635 code for a protein of 168 amino acids. The transcript has 3 exons. NCBI's taxonomy places the organism in Eukaryota, Fungi, Kickxellomycota, Kickxellomycetes, Kickxellales, Kickxellaceae.
CUCGUCAACUACUUACACUGCACACCACUUUAUACCGCUCCAUCCUUAUUUCCUUAUUCCCUACAACGAUGCAUUUACAUAUUUAUAUCGCAACCGGAAUACACGCUAUUUCUACUGCCAUGGACAAUAUGGGCGCUUUCAAGAUGUUCGAUAACACCAUUGUUACCCUGGAAUUCGAUGUGCCUAGGCCAAUCCUCGUUUUCUUCGACAAGGUAAGAAUCAUAAGCAACAGCACAUGCCACACGCGAAUGGACAGCCCUAGCACUCUCAUUGCCCUCCUUUACUACCACAACGCAACCAUGGUACAUCUAGCGUUGGGUGCAGUCCUCUGCGCAAUUCUCUCCAAGCUGCUAAAGCUCGUUAUCCGCCAGAAGCGUCCAACUCGCUACAACCACGGCAAGAAAUCCUACGGCAUGCCAUCGUCGCAUUCGUCCGCAGUCAUGUACUUCAGCACUGUGUUGUCACGGAUGCUGCUCACAGAGUACUGCAACGGCCCACCAUGCCUCGAGUCGUCGCUGGCAUCAUGGUUCGGCAUUAUAUUCGGCACUGCAUGGUGGACAUACAGGCUCUCUGUUCUGCCGCACAUCAGCGGCAUGAUGGGCAUGGUCUCGCAGCAGCUAAUCGCCUGCAUCUAACUAUAGAUCUUCUUCCAAUGUACUAUUUCCUAAGUUAUCAAUGCAUUUCAUUUUUUAG